UUGAGAAGUCGAAAGGUUUACCCAGGAGACGGAAAAGCCGGAAAAAGAUACGAGAAAUGCCUGCAAAGAAAAAACUUGAAGGCAAAGCUAAAGGUAAAGGAAGUACUCGGUUCUGCGGCCAUCGGACUCAAAUAAAAGUCGUAACUCAUUUCUCAUUUCGUCUCAUUUCAGCCGGGAGUAUACCGGGGGAUACAGGAUCUGUGGCAACCGCGACUAUGGUUCGGCGCCAAAUGCCGCCGCGCGCCUGCAAGAGCAAGAGCCAGAGCGCCGCCAGGCACAGUCUUAGUCCCAGCCGCCUGGCCAAGAAGCCCAGCCUGACGCCGACCACCGGUUCUCAGGCGCCAUCGCAGACCAUCGCAAAGUCGAGGCCCACCGGUCUCGAGACGAUUUUUGAACGGUCCGGCAAUGAGGACGACGGGCCCACCAGCAGCCAUGCCGUGGCAUUCGGCGAGUGCCAGCGCCGCGUCCUCGCCCUGGGUACGGGCGAAAAAAAAAGAACCCUGUCGCAGAAGAGCUGCCUGAAGGUGCGCAACACCUUGGGCGAACGCAGCACCCGGCACAUGAUGACACUGCGGGCGUCCCGCACUACUUUGGACAGCGUAAUGCUCGGGGGCUCGGACGAUAAAGGCGAGUCGGUCGGAGUCGCUCCCGUAGCUGCUCCCGAAGUCGUUCCCGCUGGAGGAAAUGCCGGUACAAAUCAGCCGGCACCAUUCGUGCUGCGCACCAGCAGGAGGCUCAAGAGUCUGCCUCCGUUUUAGAUUGUUGCACCUUCCACCCUCCAAAUGAAAGAAAAAGAAUAAAGAAAAGAAAAGCAAAGAAAAGAAAAACCCUCUACAGAAUGUCUCUUUUGCUCUCAUUGUAAAUUGAAGCGCCUCUUUCGGCGGAACCUACCCCAAGAGCGGAAAGCGGAGAUCAAUUAGAAUUGUGAACCCCAAAGCGAGCGAUUGAUACGAUACACUCACGAGUACUCAUGCCCAAGCCCGAGUACUCUGUCCAGCAUCCACAUCGGGGAAUCAACAUAAAUGGGUGGCUCCGCGGACGGUGUUCCAGCAGUCGCGCUUGGGCGGUCCGAGUGAGCAGUAACGGAUCUUCUGCAGAAAUCAGUGCAUAGAUACAGUAUCUGAAGGAUCAAAGUGUUGAAAAUCAAUUAAAAGAUGGACGAGGCUUCUGGCACGACGACAACCGAUGGCAAGUCCCUGGAUGAGGCGCCGGUGGCCGCAGGACUGGAGCCCACACAGCCGAUCGGCUUCCUGCAGCUCUUCCGCUUCUCCACCUGCGGGGAGAUCGCGUGGCUCUUCUUUGGGUUCCUCAUGUGCUGCGUCAA
Drosophila miranda is the source of this 1324-nucleotide messenger RNA. RefSeq lists its product as uncharacterized. The record is from RefSeq and is a predicted model, not a curated record. Bases 57 to 758 code for a protein of 233 amino acids. Lineage: Eukaryota; Metazoa; Arthropoda; Insecta; Diptera; Drosophilidae. The transcript is spliced from 2 exons.